Callorhinus ursinus (northern fur seal) is the source of this 1710-nucleotide messenger RNA. RefSeq names its product zinc finger protein 648 (gene ZNF648). Gene Ontology annotation, molecular function: DNA-binding transcription repressor activity, RNA polymerase II-specific; RNA polymerase II cis-regulatory region sequence-specific DNA binding. Gene Ontology annotation, biological process: negative regulation of transcription by RNA polymerase II; regulation of immune system process; regulation of cytokine production. Lineage: Eukaryota; Metazoa; Chordata; Mammalia; Carnivora; Otariidae. Gene Ontology annotation, cellular component: nucleoplasm. The record is from RefSeq and is a predicted model, not a curated record.
AUGACACAGGUGGACCUCCAGGAAAGGUGGGGCAAGGUGUCUCCCCUCUGCAGCUUGAGCGAGGAAGCUCAUGACCCCCAGAUCCUGAGCAUGAGCUUCGAGAGAGAGGAUGAAAAUGGUGGGGAGGCAGGAGACAAAGGGAGCACUGGGGACCCUGAUACCCAGGCCUGUCCAAGAAGCAGCUCCCAGGUGACUGAAGACAAUCCUGACUUGCCAUGGCAUCAUCCACCCAGCCAGGAAGAGAAAUUCUCCAGCUCCUUUACUGCCGGCGGCGUGGAGAAGGAACCGAUGGUGAUGCCUGGGAGGAAGGCCAGCUGGGGAAGAGAUGAGUCCAAGAUCACCCAGACCCAGGACUCCCCUGGACCAGGCACAGCUCCGGGGACCCUCCCUGGCGACCUCUCACACAAGUUGUUAGGUCGGACGCAACCACUUAGGGACUCACUACCUGCCGAAGAUGAUGAAGACUCCAGGGCAAACCUGGCCGCUGCCUUGGGGGUCCCAUCCAGCUUCCCUGAGACGGGAGGAGAUUUCUGUGCACAGAGAGGUGUAGACGCGUCCCCAGACAACUCCUCUCUCACGUGUUUCCCCAAGCCGGGGGGCAGCUGGGACCUCCCCACGCAGGAGACACGCACCCCGGCCCGGGGGUCUGCGCCCGCAGCCAGCCUGGCCGCCGCGGUGCUGGCCAAAGCGCGGACCGGCGGGAAGGGCCAGAAGCUGGAGGGUGCGCGCGAGGGUGGGCAAGAGGAGGCGCAUCCCUACAAGUGCCUGCGGGGAGGAAGGGCCUUCCAGAAGCCCAGCAACCCUCUGAGUCCCUCGCAGCCGCGGGGCACCAAGCCCUACGCUUGUGAGCUGUGCGGGAAGGCCUACUCCCACCGGGGCACGCUCCAGCAGCACCGGCGCCUGCACACGGGCGAGCGGCCCUACCAGUGCCCCUUCUGCGACAAGUCCUACACUUGGUCCUCGGACCACCGCAAGCACAUCCGUACCCACACCGGCGAGAAACCCUACCCGUGCCCGGACUGCGGGAAGGCCUUCGUGCGCUCCUCCGACCUGCGCAAACACCAGCGCAACAUGCACAGCAACAACAAGCCCUUCCCCUGCGCGGAGUGCGGUCUGACCUUCAACAAGCCGCUGUCGCUGCUGCGCCACCAGCGCACGCACCUGGGCGAGAAGCCCUUCCGCUGCCCCGCUUGCGACAGGGAGUUCGCCGUGGCCAGCCGAAUGAUGGAGCACCAGCGUGUGCAUUCGGGCGAGCGGCCCUUCCCCUGCCCCACCUGCGGCAAGUGCUUCACCAAAUCCUCCAACCUGAUCGAGCACCAGACGCUGCACACGGGCCAGAGGCCCUUCAAGUGCGCCGACUGCGGCGUGGCCUUCGCGCAGCCCUCGCGCCUCGUGCGCCACCAGCGCAUCCACACGGGGGAGAGGCCCUUUCCUUGCGCUCAGUGUGGCCAGGCCUUUGCCCGCUCCUCCACCCUGAAGCGGCACCAGCAGAUCCACUCUGGGGAGAAGGGCUUCCUCUGCGCGGAGUGCGGCAGGGCAUUCCGCAUCGCGUCGGAGCUGGCCCAGCACAUCCGGGUGCACAACGGGGAGAGGCCCUACCAGUGCGAGGACUGCGGCCAGGCCUUCACCAGGUCCAAUCACCUCCAGCGGCACCGAGCCAAGCACAGUACCUGCAAGAAGGAGCCCGUCCCCUCCUCCUCUGAUGAGUGA